This is a messenger RNA of Helicoverpa zea (corn earworm), 1805 nucleotides long. RefSeq names its product peroxisomal biogenesis factor 3 (gene Pex3). Gene Ontology annotation, biological process: protein import into peroxisome membrane. Bases 486 to 1607 code for a protein of 373 amino acids. Lineage: Eukaryota; Metazoa; Arthropoda; Insecta; Lepidoptera; Noctuidae. Gene Ontology annotation, molecular function: protein-macromolecule adaptor activity. Gene Ontology annotation, cellular component: peroxisomal membrane. The transcript is spliced from 2 exons. The record is from RefSeq and is a predicted model, not a curated record.
UUGGCAAUACUGGAUACCGAAAUAAUUCACGUUUCUCUCCGUAAAAUAGGAAUAUUAUAAUUUCUCUGUUAUUUUAUCCGACUUUUUUAUAUUAUUUCUUAUGUAAGCUAUUUACACUGUAAUAGUUGCAAUAAUAAUUCCUUUAAUUGUUUAGAAGUGCCAUUAAUUAAUUGUCCGAACCACUGAUUAUGACCGAAACACAAAUAGAAGAUCCACAGUUAGAAAAUUUCAUCCUUGCUGAAACGCAGAAGCAACGUUUCCAGGUUCUCGUCCACGGACUGACAGAUACAUGUUGGGACACUUGCAUGGGCCGACCUUCUAACCGACUGGACUCCAAGACUGAGGUGUGCAUCAUGAACUGUGUGGAAAGGUUCAUUGAUGCUACAACAUUCAUCACGAGGCGUCUUAUGAACACAACUAAGUAUCGUUCAGAUGCUCCUCUUAUAUUCCAAUAAAUUAAGCAUACAGUUUAGUAAGAAACAAACAUGUUAGACGGCAUUAAGGACUUUUUGCGCCGCCACAAGAGGAAGUUCAUUGUGACGGGGGCUGUUUUUGGCGGAUUAUACUUAUUGACAGGCUAUGCUCAGAGGAAAUUGCGAGAAUGGCAAGAAAAAGAAGCAAAAAGAUUCUUCGAGAUGACUCGUAAGAAACAACACUUUGAGAGUACAGAGCGCACUUGUAAUCAAACCAUUUUAUCACUAUCUAAAAUUGUGACAGAAAGUAUUUUAAGUGUAUUGAACACUGAAGAAAUAGUCCAUAAAUUGCAAGAGAAUCCAGAAAACAAAUUAGCAUUAUGGGAACAGUUGAAAAUUAUGAUAUUUACCAGAAUAUGUGUCCUUGUGUAUGCUCUAAGUAUAUUACAAGUGAUACUGAGAGUGCAGCUCAACAUAAUUGGUGGUUACCUGUACAGAGACUCAGUCCAUGACGAGGAUCCUUUAGUGGAUGGUGACCUACAGGCGAAGUACCUGUCAUUGUGUCACCAUUUUGUGGAUGGAGGAGUGGAAGACUUAGUGAAACAGAUAGAGAAUGUUGUGAAGAAGGUUCUUGAACCUGUAUCUUUGAAAAAGAAGAUGACACUGCAAGAUGUGGAGCAGAUAUUCUGGUCUAUACAAACAGUAUUGUGCACAGACACCACAGGUGGUGAUCCUGUGAAGAAAAUGGUGCACUACUUAGUAGGCCAUGCGGAAGUCAGCGGAGCUAAGUUAGAUACCAUUGUCAAAGAGACAAUGGAUAUUUUAGAAAGUGAUGAAGUCACAUCUAUUGCUAUGUCGUCUGUUAGUCGUAGCUUUUCAUCUGUAACUGAUGAGGUUGCCAACCUCUUUGUGUCUAAAGCUGCACCAACAUCCAAGAACCAAUUGGAAUUAAAUGUUGAUCAUGUAAUUACAAAUGGGGCUAUAAAGCUUGGAGCAACACCAGACACUUUUGUAGAUGUUAAUAAGGUAGAAUUACACUUUGUUAAACUUCUGCCUGUUUUAAAUGAACUCAUCACAAAGAACACAUGCAAGGGUAACACAAACAUUCCAGAUUUGUUAACACAACAACUCACUCUGAAUGACAAACUAAAACUUCUGGGUGCAAACAUUUAUGAAGUAUUUAGUAGUGCUUAGGUUUAUGUUAUAGAAUGUAAAUGGCCAACAUACUGGUCUGUAAAUAUCUAAAUGAACAAUGCCUCGGCACAUCGCUAAAUACAUCUUCAGUAUAGAGACAUGUCACAAUUAUUAUUUCAGUCCAGGUAUUGUGGUAGUUAAGCUUUUUGUAUUUCUUGCAUUUUGGGGACAGUAAUUAAAGUUUUAAUUGAUUAAUAA